Messenger RNA from Vespula pensylvanica (western yellowjacket), 3248 nucleotides. It is a transcript of the gene pkaap, whose product is annotated as A-kinase anchor protein 10, mitochondrial. The transcript is spliced from 10 exons. Gene Ontology annotation, cellular component: plasma membrane. Gene Ontology annotation, biological process: intracellular protein localization. The coding region runs from base 546 to 2303 and encodes 585 amino acids. Gene Ontology annotation, molecular function: protein kinase A binding. The record is from RefSeq and is a predicted model, not a curated record. Lineage: Eukaryota; Metazoa; Arthropoda; Insecta; Hymenoptera; Vespidae.
UUCAAUCGAAUAAAUCGAUAAUUAUUAUUAAAUCGAAUAAAUCGAUAAAGUAUCGAAAAACGCCAAACAAUAAUUCCGGCAUGGUGUGUCGCAUAAUAUAAAAAGUUUAGCGCGGAAGUGCCAGGAGCGUGCAAGACGCAAAUAAAUCUAAUUAGCGUUGCUAAGGAAAUCGGAUUUAUUUUGUAAUACAGAUAUAUUUAUUGUCGGACAUAAAAUAUAGCGAUACAAGUAUCUCAUUGCUAAAAAGGAUCGAGGAAAUCUCAAGGAAGGUUAACCGAGUCUCGAUGUAGCGAUCGUAAACGGAUUCGCGAUGACACUAAUGACAGUUCCUUCGGAUAUUGCGCGUUGCAUAUGUAUGUGAUCGACGAAUCUCUCAUCGAAACGUUUCCACAUUUAUAUCUUCGUAAUAAUAUUAAAAGGAAUAAUAGAAUCGACCGAUCGAUUCAAAUUGUUGAAAACAUCAUCGACGGAAAAAUACUCUAUAAAUUUUCCUACAUUCGUUCGUCAUAUCGCGUUCUUUAUCAUGUUCCUCUCUGACGUAAAAAAUGUUCCAAUUUUUUAAGAAAUCUGGGCAACGAGACAGGCCCAGAUCAUUGCAUGCUUCUCCUACAAAAUCAACAAAAUUAGAAAAGACAUUUGGAGAUGAAUUUGGUGAUAGUGCGUCGAUCUAUGUACCGUCAAGUAUAUUGCGCAGCCUUGAGGAGGAAGAGGAAGAUGAAAUUCUUAAGGAAGAAAAAGACAAUAAGCGACCAUUUAGGUCUCAACUUUCUAAAACGCUUCCAGAGAUUCUUGCAGAUAAGGGUGCCCUAGGUUACUUUAUCCAAUUUAUGGAUACAAGAAAUUCAAUAUCUCUUAUAAAAUUUUGGUUAGAAGUUGAAUGUUUAUGUGGAUCGUUUCCUGACUUCCAUCUUGAAGAUGAAAAUGUAGAGAAUUUGAAUUUCAAGAAUGAUCAUACUGUGGAGUCCGAUAGUUUCUCAAAUUCAGUGGAUGAUAAUGAUAACUUUAAUUGCGAUGUACUGCAGGGUAAUAUUGAAAAUCGUAAUAGAGAAAAGGGACUGUACAAUGAAAUUGUAAAUAGUAAUGAUGUAAAAUCAAAUUGUAAUGACAUGCCAAAGAUUAAUGAGAUGCUAAGUGGUAUGCGACAAUCAAAUCGCAAAUGUGGGAAUAAAAGAGGCGAUAUGACAAAUACUAGGCAAGAUGCAUUAAGAAUUUAUAAAAAAUAUAUUAUUAAAGAAACAUUGGGUACUAAUCGAAUUCCUGAGGAACUAAAAUUAGAAAUAGAAAAAGCUCUUAAGUGUGAAAACAUAGAGCCUAUAUUACGGUGCCUAUCUAACAUUCAAAAUAUUAUAUUUGAUGUUAUAGAAAAGGAAUAUAUUAAUGACUUCCUGCGAAGUGAAUUUCAUUGUAAGCAUCAAAUUGAUGUUCUAACAAGUGGGAAUGUACAAUUAGGAGACAUAUUAUAUAAUGAAACUGCAUUUUUUUAUUUCAUGGAGUUUAUGGAACUCGAAAAUAAACGCGAGCUCUUAGAUUUUUGGAUGGCUGCAAUUAAUUAUAAACAAAAUCUUUUAGAAAAGAAAGAUCCAAUAAACCCUGAGGAAGCUCAGUCUGAUGCUCUUAUUAUAUAUGACAAAUAUUUUAGUUUGCAAGCAACUACGCCACUUGGGUUUAAUGAUAAAAUUCGUUUCGACGUUGAACAAAAUAUUUGCCGCGAGGAUGGAGAGGGACCAUUACCUGAUUGUUUUGAUAAACCUUGUAAAAUUGUAUAUAAAUUUCUCAAUAAGCACUAUUUGCCUACCUUUUUAUCAUCACAGCUGUAUUAUAAAUACUUAUCAGAAUUGAUCAGUACCAUUCAAAGUAAUCCAUGUUCGAGUUAUCAGCUCAGAAUAAAGAGAGCAGGUUCUGACUGCAGCAGUGAAGUGAGCUCUAUCAGUAACAGUAUGCAAAGUACCCUGCAGGCAGGGAACAAUGCCAAUGGAAUAUUAUCUAGUACUAGUACUAGUACAAAAACAAGUGCACACAGUAGUAUGAAUAUCGAUACAAGGCAACUUUAUGAUCCAGAUUCUUUAUGGAGGCGUAACAAAUAUAGAUUAAGUGUUGGCUACAUCGAUUACUUGGGUAGAUUUAUUACAGAAAUAGAACCUGAUCCUUGCAGAAAAUAUGAAUCACGAUUAGCGCGUGCUGUGAAAAGACUCGUAAAUUUGGAGCAAGAUAAGGCAAAAGAAGAACUAGCAUGGAAAAUAGCAGAAAUGAUCAUUCGUGACAUUACAUCUUUGACCUUAGGAGCUACAAAUCUUCCAUCUUGAUGGGAUAUACAUUAUGUAAUAUGAUCUUGAAAAUCAUUUUUGAAGCUUUUUAUAUAUCACAGAUGCUUGAAAGCUUAUAUUUCAAACAAUUGUUUCAUUAUUACUUAUUACAAGUUAAAAAUAUGUAAGUUUGAAAAAAGUGCCAAAAAAAAGUUAAAGAAAAAUUAAGUUAAUUUUUAGUUCGGUUACAAUUUAAGUUUAACAUUUUAUUUCAAACAAUCUCGGAGCACCGUUUAACAAUUUUCAGUUUUCGAAUUAAAUUGUUUGAUAUUAGUAGAUUAUAAAAAUGAAGUUUUAGUAUAUGAAAAUCUUGUGUGUGAUAUAUAUUGCGAUUAGAUAGUAAUAUUUUAGUACAAUUAUUUCACUUCAGUUAUAAAAUAUAAAAAAAAUAAGAUAUAUAUAUAUAUAUAUCAGAAUCAAAGUAAAUUCAUUGUAUAUAAUGAUAUCUUGCAAAUAUGAAAGUAACAAUUUGAAAAGACAGGAUAGUGUUAUUUACUGCUUUAUAUUUUUUAUUCUUUCUAUAAAUUAUCUCUCGAUUAACAUUUUUUUUUUUAUAUAUUGUUUUAACUUAACUAUAAUUCCUUACAAUGUUAAAAAUUAUGCUACAGUUUAUUUUAUCUUACUAUAUUUUUCAUACAUGUAUCAAACUUGAUACAGAUAACACAGCGAAUUAGGAGAAGAUAUUAUGGUAGGAGAAAACAUAAUGGAAAUAAUGAUACAAGUUACACGAGUUUCUCUUUACAAGAAUUUUAAGAGUAUGUACUUGAUACAAAAUUAUCAGCAAAUGAAGUCAAUGAAAGAUCGUUCAUAUUUGUGAAUAAAGCUGUAGAUAUAUUAUGCAAGAGUCGCUGUAGAACGGCACAAAUCAAACCACUUAUGUUCUUAAGUUUACUGAAUUUAAAUGUGUGUGUGUGUCUAUAUAUAUAUAUAUAUAUAUAUAUAUAU